Messenger RNA from Pogona vitticeps (central bearded dragon), 1758 nucleotides. NCBI's taxonomy places the organism in Eukaryota, Metazoa, Chordata, Lepidosauria, Squamata, Agamidae. The record is from RefSeq and is a predicted model, not a curated record.
AAUCCUGGGCAGGAGGGGCUCUGCAUGCAUUUACAGCUGAGCUGGAGGCCUUCAAUGGGGCGCUGCACAAGGGGUGCAUGUGUGGAUCCCAGUUUGGUAGCGGGUUAGGGUGUUAAGUCCUGUCAAGCCACAUCCAGCUUUUAGCCACUCCAUCUGGGAUAUAUAAGGGAUGGUUUUACCAGGGGCAUCCCUCCCCCCACCCCACCCCACCCCCGUCGCCCCCUGGUAAGUUUCCACGGUUGAGCUGGAAUGCAAACUCAGGUCUCCAAGCCCUCGUCGGAUCCUCUUAUUCGUGGCACAACCUCAACUCUGCAGUUUGGUGUGCUCGUAGAUAACCAGAGAACAGAGUUGCCACACGUGUGUGUGUGUGUUCUGUGCCAUCCAGUCGGAACCGACUUGCAGCGACCCUCGGAGGCCUUUCCGGGCAAGGGGGUGCUUUGGAGGCGUGGUUCUACCCACUCCGCUCCUCCCCGAGUUGGUUUCCAUUUGCUGAGCCAGGGCUGGAACCCUGUUCUCCAGGCUCCUCGGCCGCCACUUUACCCGCUACGCCCCACGGGGCGCUUGGAAGGCCGGUCUUCUGACCACUCCCCAGGAGUUAGUUGGAGUGGACCUGCCUGUGUGAGUGUGAGUGUGUGUGUCUGUGUGUGUGUGUGUGUACAAAAGGACUAGCAUUAAGCGCGGAAAUGGAUGGGGGUCUCCAGGGUGUGUGCGUGACCCUGUGCCAGCCUGAGACCCCCCCUCAUGCCCCUGUCCCUUCCCCUCUGACCCUCACCCCCUCCUCCUCGGGUGGCUCAGGUGAACCGGCAGGUGGCCCAGUGCAGCUGCGCGAAGCGUUUUCAGGUGGAGCAGAUCAGCGCUAACCGUUACCGGUUUGGGGAAUCUCAGCAGCUGCGCAUGGUCCGCAUCCUGCGCAGCACAUUAAUGGUGCGGGUUGGUGGAGGAUGGAUUGCCCUGGAUGAGUUCCUGGUGAAGAAUGACCCCUGCCGAGUGAAGGGAAGGACUAACGUGAAGAUCAAUGAGAAAUACCUCUCCCCGGACCCCCAGGCGGGGGGCAGGGGGCCCACCGGCCAGUCCACUCCCGCCUCCAAGGUGCUCUCGCCCAGCGGCUCCAGCCUCAGCCUCUACAGCAGUGCCUCUGCCCCCAGCAGCCCCCUCCCCAGGAAGUCCGUCCUGCGGAGGACACGCUCCGGGGACCGUUCUCUCCACUCGUGCAGCUCUCUCCUCCCUGAUGGGGCUGAACUGACCUUCGUGGGAACUGCCCAGGAGGGAAGCGACCCCGACGGGGCUCCCACGGAGGCUGAGCCGCCACCAGACCCCCCCGGAGGACCCCCACCCUGAGCGGCCCUGCAGCCCUGGUCUCAGAAUGAGGGACAGGCCGCCUGCCCAUCCGUCUGUCCUGGCAGCUGGACCCCCAACCGCCUGGAGCCCUAGGCAGAGGCCCCUUCCUCCCACUGGGCCCAAAGAGGGGGUGGGGGCCCCUAAGGGACCGGGCUGAGACACUCUGCCCCCCAACCCUCUGACAGCCUAGAAAGGGGGCCCAGUGCCAACCCCGGGGACCCCUUAGAGGCGGCUACGCAGGUGCCCCCCCCAGUGCCUGCUCUCCAGGCCUCCCACCCGGCCACCCUCAAUGGUGCCCCUCCCGUCCAUAGAACCUGGGUUACAAGAACACGCCCCCCCUCUUCCCUCAUCAGGGACUUUUUAGAACUAGAUGUUCCCCCUUCCAGGCCCCACCCUUGCCACCGCCGGCCCGGAGCCUCU